Messenger RNA from Pocillopora damicornis (cauliflower coral), 908 nucleotides. Its product is annotated as bile acid-CoA:amino acid N-acyltransferase. The record is from RefSeq and is a predicted model, not a curated record. Gene Ontology annotation, molecular function: fatty acyl-CoA hydrolase activity. NCBI's taxonomy places the organism in Eukaryota, Metazoa, Cnidaria, Anthozoa, Scleractinia, Pocilloporidae. Gene Ontology annotation, biological process: fatty acid metabolic process; acyl-CoA metabolic process.
AUUGUUACUGAAUCAAAGCAAUAUCUUAAUCGUACGAUCUCCACUGCACAUGUUAGACAUAUCUUGCACUCAAUCAGUCAAUGUUCCUUUACAGGAGUCAUAGAUCUGCUUGGUGCUGCAGGUGGAUUAGUGGAAUUUAAGGCUUCACUUUUGGCAUCUCAUGGAUUCGCUACUCUUGCUUUGGCCUACUCAGGCUAUGAAGAUCUACCAUUGGUUCCAUCUUCACUAAACUUGGAUUAUUUUGAAGAAGCUGCCAACUGGCUUAUAAGUCACACUAAAGUGCUUCCACAUGGUAUCAGCAUGCACACUAUAUGCUAUGGGUCAUGGAUUGCACUGUUGAUGGCAAGCUAUCAGAUUGCACCAAUAAAGGCCGUUGUAGCUAUUUCACCUAUGGUAAUCGCCUGCCCUCUCCCUUUCCAAUUAAGAGGGAGAGUCUCAGACAUAAUACCCCCAGAUGAGAGCAAAGUGGUGUCUUCAGAAAAGGGCAGCAUCCAUCGUUUCGCCCAACCAACUGACAUCGGUUACAUGAAUCCAACAACAGUCUCCAAAUACUCAGCUAUUACACCAGUUGAGAACAUCAAUUGCCCUGUCAUGCUGGUUUCUGGAACUGAUUACUUGAACAUGCCCACCGAUUUAACAGUAAAGUUCAUUAUUGAUCGCUUGAAGGAGAAUGGAAAAGAACAUUUGUGCACUAACUUGCGUUAUCCCCAAGCGGGACAUCUCAUCGAACCACCCUACUCUCCUCUUUGUGAUUUUUCUUUCGACAAAGUUGCUAAAGAAUUGGGUGGUUACCCUUACGUAGCUUGGGGAGGGGAGACUGUUGCACAUGCCAGAGCACAAGAAGACUGCUGGCCAAAGAUUUUACAUUUUCUGCGAAAACAUCUCCAACAAGACAGAGAGUGAGGUAU